AUGAAUUCCAAAGACUCUAAAACUUUAGCCAAUUUAAAAAACAUGGCUGGAUCGAGGAUUUGUGCAAUUGUGGAAAAAGCAAAAGCUGAAAAUUUGACCGUAGACGUUAAUCUGGAUUUACAUUACAAUUCAUCUUUAAACGAAUCAUAUUACCAACAAAUUUAUACAGAGAUUAAAAGCGUAGGGGAAGGAGGUUUUGGCAAGGUGUUCAAAGUAAUAAAUAAAUAUACUAAUAGAAAAUACGCUAUAAAAAAAUUUAAAAGAAUCACAACCAGUAAAGAAAUAUAUUCUGAGAUUAGAAAUAACGAAAAAGUAGGAUACCACGACAAUAUUGUUAAAUAUUAUAUGUCUUGGGAAGAGGGCAACGAGGCAUACAUGGUUUUAGAAGCAUGUCAAAUGAGUCUUGCAGAUUAUGCAGACAAAAAUAUUGUACAAGAAAAUUUAAUAUGGGACUGCUUAUAUGAUAUGUGCAACGCAUUACAGUACCUCCAUAAGAGACGCUUAGUUCAUUACGACGUGAAAUCUCAUAACAUUAUGAUACACAAGAAAUGCUUUAAAUUGGGAGAUUUUGGAGUUUCUUCUACACUAAAUUUAUUACUUAAACGAAUGAAAUUUUUGAUACAAACUAUGAGACCAUCUAUUGAAGAGAUUUUAAAUUUAGAUUCAAUGAAAUAUGUUGCAAGAAGGUGCGAACGUGGAUUAAGGAAGUUGUAUACAACAGAGAAUUUGGAGGAUGUAGAUGUGAUAAGUACAGAAUCAUCGGAAGAUUGUUUUAAUUUACCUGCUUGUUCGAAGAAUCUUUGA
Molecule: messenger RNA, 804 nt
Organism: Diabrotica balteata
Lineage: Eukaryota; Metazoa; Arthropoda; Insecta; Coleoptera; Chrysomelidae
Source: the annotation of a GenBank genome assembly